Messenger RNA from Papilio polytes (common Mormon), 3602 nucleotides. RefSeq names its product zinc finger protein 665-like. NCBI's taxonomy places the organism in Eukaryota, Metazoa, Arthropoda, Insecta, Lepidoptera, Papilionidae. The record is from RefSeq and is a predicted model, not a curated record. The transcript is spliced from 10 exons. Bases 403 to 2001 code for a protein of 532 amino acids.
CAUUGUUGUGUAGAAUUGUCACACAUUUCGGUUAACGUUGCAUUUUGUCACUCAAAUACAGAAAUGAAUAUACAAUGGCGUCUGUCGUUUACUUGAAGCGCGUCUAUAGAUAGUCCGUCAUCCUUUUCUUACAUAUAUCGACGCUAUUCACAGAGACACUGCUUUCAUCGAACGAAUGAUCUUUUACGAGCAGAGUAGACUGAUAAGAAAUAUCCCCCGUUACCUUCGCACUUUAUGUUUUGGAGUUUCUCUUUCGUGUGGACAAUUAGCCGCGCUUUUAAAUUUUCUUUGAACAUGUUAAGAUAUUUCGUCGAAAAUAUCGCAAUAGUGCCGCUAUGUUAAAAUAUUGUACUUUUACGCUGUUUGAUUUAGAGAAAUCUUGCGAUGAGAUUAUAACAGAAGAUGUUCACGACGAAUACUGUGCAAGCCGGUAGUGUUCCGACCCUUCAGUAUCAAGAGCAUCCAACUCAGAAAUCACAAGGCAAAAAUAUGGAAAACGUACAACAAAAGAAUCCACAACAGACCCAGCAGACCCAACAGGAGUUUCCCACAUUUUGUUACACAACCAAUGUAAAUAUGAUAGGAAAAAUUGGUACUGGUACCACAACAGGUGCUGGUGGAGUGAACAUAGCGCAAUUAACAACAAGUGAUGACAAGACUUGUUAUAUAGCUCAGCCAUUCUCCUACAAUUAUGCCUUAGUUAACCAGAUGCAAAUCGCACCAAAUGGAAUACAGAAUACAAUAUCAAACAUUAGCUUUAAAUGUGAUGUGUGCGGUCUGAUGUUUGGACAUUUGACUCUACUUAAUGCUCAUAAAAGAAUACAUGCACAGGACACAGAUAACAAUAUAACUGUGGUGGCGACAGGUGUCAGUACGGCCAAUGAAGUGACAAUGCCACCUCAUAUACAAAUUAUUUCUUCCGACCCAACCGAUCAGACACAACAUCAAGUACAUAUACAAGAGACAAAACCUGUAGUAAUAGAUAAGGUCCAGAAGUGUAUAACAUGUGGAGGUCCAAUAAAUAACAAUCCCAAAAGAAAAGGUCCGAAGCUUAUAAGAUGCGAAAAUUGCAUUGCACAGGAUUCUGUUGAUCAACAGAGAAAUAGUCAAUUGAAUUCAACACAACUGUUGGUGACAUCCGAUGAGAAUGUUAAGUUUGAAGUGAGCGGUGUGACCUCGGUGCAGGGUGCAGACCCACUCGACACCGCGCAAACCAACCAUCAGACACAGCCGCAGAAACCUUUGCCUGGACAUCAUCCUGUGAAGAAAAGAACACUAGCAUCAGUGACGAAAUGUCAGAACUGUAACGGUUCAGGUAUAAUAUUCAUAGGAGGUAAUAAGAAUAAGCACAGUCAAGCGGAUAUGGACAAACGUUUCCAUUGCAAUAUAUGCGGAGGUUCCUUCUCGAGGUACUCCUCUCUCUGGUCGCACAAGAAGUUACAUUCCGGAGAGAAGAAUUUCAAAUGUGGCAUCUGUGGGAUAGCAUUUGCUAAAGCAGUCUAUCUAAAGAAUCAUUCAAGGAUACAUACAGGAGAAAAACCUUAUAGAUGUAGUACAUGCGGUAUGCAGUUCUCUCAAUCGCCGCAUUUGAAAAAUCAUGAAAGAACACAUUCAGGAGAAAAACCAUAUGUUUGUGAGGUGUGUGACAAAGGGUUCGCGAGACACGCUACACUGUGGAAUCACCGCCGCAUCCACACCGGCGAGAAACCUUACAAAUGUGACACGUGCGGCUCCGCGUUCAGCCAGGCGGCGCACCUGAAGAACCACGCGAAGGUGCACUCCGGAGAGAAGCCCUUCAAGUGCGACAUCUGCACCGCCGCCUUCGCAGACAGGUUCGCGCUCAAGAGGCACCGCGGCAUACACGAUAAAUAUGGUCAAACGACUCCGUUGCCUUCUCGAGUGCAGUUGAACCAGCAGGAGCAGGGCAGCCAGCAGACCGGCGAGUCGCAGAGCAUGCAACCCGUCGUAGAGAUAGAAAUCCGCCCAGACCAAACACUUUGAGCUCAGCACACUACACACACAAUAAUAAACCCUUCACUAUGGGUUGUCACUGCGUUAACAUUUAUAUUAACACAUGUCUCUCAUAUUCUAUUUGAAAAAAGAGAUGCGAUAUGUGUCAAAUGUGGCAGUUGAUAUUCAUAGUAAGGACCUUCGUACACUAGGUGAUGUCAAUUUUCCAAACCUGGCGAUUUUAGUCGCUAACCUACUCAUAUCAGGUGAUAUAAGUCGCUGCAAUUUUCAAGAUAGUGCAGCUACAUUAUACAAUUGACACACUUUCUAUCUUUGUACAACUAACUUCUGUAAAUGGACAGGAUUUAAGAUAUGGUAUUUUGAGACUAUCCUGUAUUUACCUUUUUGGCGCUGUUUCUGUCAGUAACUGAGCAGUUGGCUUUUCAGCUCUUAUUGUUGUAGUACAUCAUACUGAACUGUUAGCUGCUAAUUUAGUUGUGCUGCGGCUUAACAGUUUGAACCUGUUUAGAGUGACGAUUUUAUUUUUUUACUGCGACGCAACGAAAGGUUUUUAAGAUAUAUGUUACGUUGUGUACGAAGGGGCUAAUAGUGUUAUAUGGUCAAAUGUAAAUAGAAAUUGUUAAAGGGUACAUGUUACUUAAUUUGUAAUUAAAAUGUGCACGGUGCAGUUGGUACUGUCGUUAAGUGUGAGUUGAUAUUACAGACAGCGGGUUUUUAAAAUGUCUAUAGUGUUCAAUAGACAAUAGUUGAUUUAAUGCAACGAAAAUUUUUCAUGGAUGUGACAACAGCAAUAUGAAGUGAAAAAGAAUGAUAAAAUUAUUUACGCAUAAAAAAAGAGCAAUAAAUUGUUUAUCCCUACUUGAGCGGGUAUAUAUUGCUAUAAAUUAGAGAGUAACGGUUUAUCAGGUUUGUGUUCAUUAAAAAUUUAUAUUUUAAAAAGUUGACUUAUGUUAAUAUCUGGAGUGUGCACUUGUAUUUUAUCAUGGCAAUUUAACUCAAAAUUGAAUGUUGGGUUCAACAAUUUUAUCAAUAAAUCAAGUUUUAACUUAAGACAUUAAAAACUGUUGUAAUUAAUUUUAUAAUUGUAACAUUGUUAGCUAGCACCAUAAAGAAUGGGUUAAUUUCAGUGUCUAUUUAUAUCGAGAUCAUUGGCUGUGGAAUAAGCGACAUAUAGUAUUUUUAUAUUAUGCGGAUUUAAUAGCAAAUUUUGUUGUAAAUUUGUCUCUCACACUUGUAAAUAAAAUUAAUUUUGCCGUGACACUAGAAGUCUAUAUGUGAUUUAGUUUAGCAUAUCUUAUGAAUAAAGGUAUUUUAUUUAUAAUGGAUGGGUUGAUUUUGCUAAAUAUUGUAUUUCCUUUUAUUUCUAUUGAUUGUGUACAUUAUUUUAUAUAUUAUUUUUAAACAACUUAAUAUACAUAGGUUAUGUAAAGAAUAUAUUUAGUGAGCACAACUCAUCCAAAUAUAAAAAUGCUGCAUCAAAAUGAUGCCUUUUGUAAGCUAGAACAUAAGAUUUUUAAAUAUGAAAUUAUAUAAUAGUAAAAAGUGUUGUAAGAUUGUUGUGUUUUAUUUAUAUUCAAUUGAUUAAAGUUCAAAGUGUUUGAACCUGUUUAUCUCAGUAGAAGACUACCUAU